GUGAGUGUUACCACGGCUGCUCGGCGUGUUUUCUUUUUGUUUUUCUCGCUUCUAUAAAAAAUGGGAUUCUGACAUCAGCCGGGCUGCGGGCGCCGCCGGCUCCUCCUGACCGGAAAAUGAAGCGUCUCUGUCGGAGGCUGGCGGUGGCCGUGGCGGUGCUGGUGUGGCUGGGAGCGCUGGUUUACCUGCUGGUGCUGAGCCGGAGGAAGCUACCGGAGCUCGGUACCGGGGCAGUAGCGGGAGUAGCGGGAGGAGGAGAAGCGUACAACCAGAUUUCGGAUGCAGAGUGGGAGGACAUGCUGGAGGGAUUCGAUGAGAGGAGUUACCUGAACGCCCGACGCUGGAAGCCCGGCGACGACCCGUACACCCUGUAUGCCUUCAACCAGAGAGAGAGCGAACGUAUCCCCAGCAACAGAGCUCUGAGAGACACCAGACACUACAGGUGUACCAUCCUUCACUACGACUCUGAUCUUCCUCCCACCUCCAUCAUCAUCACCUUCCACAACGAGGCCAGAUCCACCUUACUUCGCACCAUACGGAGCGUUUUGAACCGGACUCCUAUUCACCUCAUCUACGAGAUCAUUCUGGUGGACGACUUCAGCGACGAUGAAACCGACUGCCAGCUUCUCACCAAACUGCCCAAAGUCAAAUGUCUCCGCAACAAGAAAAGAGAAGGUCUGAUCAGAUCCAGAGUACGAGGGGCCGACGCUGCGAGGGCCGGAGUCCUCACCUUCCUGGACAGCCACUGUGAGGUCAACAAGGACUGGCUGCCCCCCCUCCUGCAGAGGAUCAAACAGGACCCAACCCGUGUGGUCAGCCCCGUCAUCGACAUCAUUAACAUGGACACAUUUGCUUACGUGGCGGCCUCUGCUGAUCUUCGUGGAGGUUUUGAUUGGAGUCUCCAUUUUAAGUGGGAGCAGCUGUCACCAGAGCAGAGAGCUCGCCGGACUGACCCGACCCAGCCAAUCAAGACUCCCAUCAUCGCAGGCGGGCUCUUUGUGAUUGACAGGUCCUGGUUCAAUCACCUCGGCAAAUACGACACCGCCAUGGACAUCUGGGGCGGGGAGAACUUUGAGAUCUCCUUCCGGGUGUGGCAGUGUGGUGGCAGUCUGGAGAUCCUACCCUGCAGCAGAGUGGGUCACGUCUUCAGGAAGAAACACCCAUAUGUGUUUCCUGAAGGCAACGCCAACACCUACAUCAAGAACACGCGUCGGACAGCUGAGGUGUGGAUGGACGACUUCCGCCUGUUCUACUACUCGGCUCGUCCUGCAGCAAGAGGAAAAUCUUACGGAGACAUCCGAGGCAGAGUGGAGCUACGCAAGAAGCUCAACUGCAAAUCCUUCAAGUGGUACUUGGACAACGUCUAUCCAGAGCUCAAAGUGCCAGACGACUCUGACUCUCAGUCUGGGGUGAUCAAACAGAGGCAGAACUGUCUGGAGUCUCGUAAGGUGGAGGGCCAGGAGCAGCCUGUGCUCACUCUGGCUCCCUGCAUAGGAACAGAGGGAGUCCCCGCCAUCAACCAGGAGUGGGUUUACACUCACGGGCAGCAGAUCCGUCAGCAGCAGCACUGUCUGUCUCUGUCCACCACCUUCCCUGCCUCCCAGGUCCUGAUGCUGCCCUGCAACAUGGCUGACGGCAAGCAGCGGUGGCAGAAGUCGGGGACUCACUUGGAGCACCUGGUCUCUCGGUUCUGCUUGGACUCGGAGAUGGCUCUGGACGGGUUGGACUCUUCUCGGAUGCUGGUCAUCAGCCCCUGUGAACUGAGCGCCUACACACAGAGAUGGGAGGUGCCCUUCUCCUGACCCUUAACCCUGUGACCUUUCACCUC
This is a messenger RNA of Scomber japonicus (chub mackerel), 1828 nucleotides long. RefSeq names its product UDP-N-acetyl-alpha-D-galactosamine:polypeptide N-acetylgalactosaminyltransferase 14 (GalNAc-T14) (gene galnt14). Lineage: Eukaryota; Metazoa; Chordata; Actinopteri; Scombriformes; Scombridae. Gene Ontology annotation, cellular component: Golgi apparatus. The transcript is spliced from 15 exons. The coding region runs from base 117 to 1802 and encodes 561 amino acids. The record is from RefSeq and is a predicted model, not a curated record.